This is a messenger RNA of Histoplasma capsulatum G186AR, 369 nucleotides long. RefSeq lists its product as uncharacterized. Gene Ontology annotation, cellular component: membrane; endomembrane system. The record is from RefSeq and is a predicted model, not a curated record. Bases 1 to 369 code for a protein of 122 amino acids. NCBI's taxonomy places the organism in Eukaryota, Fungi, Ascomycota, Eurotiomycetes, Onygenales, Ajellomycetaceae. The transcript is spliced from 3 exons.
AUGACGGCCAAAGGCGUUAUGUCUAAGGAGGCAACCAACCUCGAUCCGCCAAAAUAUGAUCCAAUUUCUGUGGAGGAACUGAGCAAAUCGGAUGGUACUGAUCCCAACCGCGCUACCCUCGUUGCGAUUAAGGGCGUGGUCUUCAAUGUCUCCGGGAACCCGGCUUACGGACCGGGUGGUAAUUAUCACGUAUUCGCCGGGAAAGACGCUUCGCGAGCGCUAGCCUCUUCGUCACUGAAACCGGAAGACUGUAGACCGGAGUGGGAAGAUUUGCCCGAUAAAGAGAAAGCUGUCCUGGAGGAGUGGUUCACCUUCUUUAGCAAACGGUACAAUAUUGUGGGGAAGGUCGAAGCCGCUACAAAUACCUAG